GCCAUCGGUCAGAAAGUCUGACCAGUCCACUCAAUUUAACUUUAAUUCCAGCUAUCUUUUGCCGAAGGCUUAUGCACGCUAUGUAUCACCUUUCGGCAUGGCACUACUUAUAAGUUCAAACUUAACACACCUACCAAGGACGACAAUCCACACAUAGCUACUAGUCCAGCUCACAUUCUAACAACCAUGUCUGCAACUAUCAGCCCAAAGAGCGCCUUGAAGAUCGUAAUGGGUGCUAUGACGUUUGGCGUAGAAGGAUCUGAAGGCGCUCGAGUUCAUGAACUCAAAGACGUGGAAACUAUCCUCGACAUCUUUCAGAGCCAUGGGCACAAUGAGGUCGACACUGCACGCAUUUAUGCAUUCGGUACCAGUGAAGAAUAUCUCGGAAAAAUCAACUGGCAGAACCGGAGUUUGAUCAUGGACACCAAGCACUAUCCUCAUUCUCGGAUGGGCCGUCCUACUGAGGAGGGCCAGUUGUGCGAUCACUCCCCAGAGGUGAACCCAUUCCGCUUCCUGCAUUCCGUUGCUAUGAUUAUUUAUGCUUGGACAUUCAAGGGUUUGCGCCUGAAUCUUAUGGCAUCCUUGAAGGCCCUGAACACUGACAAAGUUGACAUGUGGUAUCUCCACGGUCCCGACCGCACUAUACCAUACGAGGUCACUCUAAAAGCUGUUAACGAACUGUACAAAGAAGGGUAUUUUAAAGCUUUUGGCAUCAGCAAUUAUAUGUCUUGGGAAGUAGCGCAAAUAAUGGAAAUAUGCAGGUCAAAUGGGUAUAUCCAACCUACUGUGUACCAAGGCGUUUACAAUGCGAUACAAAGAACCGUAGAACCGGAACUGUUCAGCUGCUUACGCAAAUAUGGUAUAAGCUUCUACGCCUUCAGUCCUCUUGCAGGAGGCUUCUUUACUGGUCGGUACAUCAACCAAGACGAUCAGGCUGAGGCAGGUAGCCGAUUUGAUCCUGGCAGAAUCCAGGGCAAGUUCCAUCGUAACAGGUAUUGGAAUAACACCUACUUUGCUGCUGUCAAGUUGGUCCGCGAGGUUGCUGAAGCGUACAAUUUGACGGUGCCUGAAGUGGCUUUGCGGUGGAUCUCUCACCACAGCUGUCUGUCUCGUGAAACUGGCGACGCAGUGAUUAUCGGAGCAUCUAGUGCGAAGCACACGGAGCAGGUAUGGUCAUGUACAUAAUUUCUGGCUCAACACAUACGAAUCGAUCAUUUUCAGAACCUUUUGGAUCUCGAAAAGGGCCCUUUAC
Molecule: messenger RNA, 1252 nt
Organism: Suillus plorans
Lineage: Eukaryota; Fungi; Basidiomycota; Agaricomycetes; Boletales; Suillaceae
Product: Aldo/keto reductase
Exons: 10
Coding region: 187-1185 (332 amino acids)
Molecular function (GO): oxidoreductase activity
Source: RefSeq, a predicted model, not a curated record